Kockovaella imperatae is the source of this 2507-nucleotide messenger RNA. RefSeq names its product LETM1-like protein-domain-containing protein. NCBI's taxonomy places the organism in Eukaryota, Fungi, Basidiomycota, Tremellomycetes, Tremellales, Cuniculitremaceae. Bases 137 to 2359 code for a protein of 740 amino acids. The record is from RefSeq and is a predicted model, not a curated record. Gene Ontology annotation, cellular component: mitochondrial inner membrane. Gene Ontology annotation, biological process: intracellular monoatomic cation homeostasis. Gene Ontology annotation, molecular function: ribosome binding. The transcript is spliced from 11 exons.
CCUCCUUUCUCUUCUGGGUCUUGACACAACGACAUUCAGCAUCAUGCUGACCUAGUCUGGACCUUGCCUCCCGCUCACUCUGUCCCUUCGCUUUUGUAUACCCUCUGAGUCUGCUGCCUAGCAGUGUCUAUCUGCCAUGUCGGCGACGGCGCUCAAUGCUGCCGGUCCUUCGCGGCUACGGUUGGGGCAAGCAGUCACACGUCACUCGUUGCCAAAGAGCCUUCCAGUAGCCAUGGUGAUCGGAGCCACUAGCGCGUCCUACAGACUUCACUCUACAGUGACGAGAUCUGGCCGACUGACACAUCCUUCCCUCUCAUUGCUGCUUCUUCCUCCUUCGACUCUGGCCACUAGGAGAUAUGUGUCCACCGAAACUCACCGACCUGACACCUCCCCUCCUCUUCCACCCCCACCCCCACCCAACUCCUCAUCUACAUCCACCUCCAGCUCCUCUCCUUCUUCGUCCCAAUAUCCUCCUGCAACGACGUUCCGACCCCGAACCGCAGCCCCGAAUCUCCCUCACAAACCUCGGUCAGCUGCUGCUGCCGAGACAGAAACCUCUACCGAACCUGCAGACAAGCAGUCAGAGACUUCUAUGCCUCCAGUAGAGAAGGAAGACCAGCCAAAAGAAAUUGCGAAGAAGGAUAAGACUUCGGACAAGUCACUUCCAGCUAGAGCUUGGGCAGUGGUUAAGAAGGAAGCUGCGCACUACUGGGCCGGAACAAAGCUUCUCGGAAAGGAGAUCAAGAUCUCCACCAAGCUUCUCUAUCAAGUUUUGAAGGGGGAUACUCUGACCAGAAGGGAGCGCAGGCAGCUUCGACGUACCACUGGUGAUUUGCUUCGUCUGAUUCCAUUUUCCGUCUUCGUCAUCGUUCCCUUCAUGGAGCUUCUACUGCCCGUUGCACUCAAACUCUUCCCCAACAUGUUGCCUAGCACCUUUGAGGGCACAUUUGCGAGGGAAGAGAAAGAGCGCAAAUUGCUCCGAGUCAGAAUUGAGAUGGCCAAGUUCUUACAGGAGACUGUCAAGGAAUCGGGUCUCAAAGCCGAUAGCGUCGUCAGAAGUGACGAGUUCAAGGAGUUCUUCAGAAAGGUCAGAUCCACUGGAGAGACGCCAUCGCACGACGACGUUGUGCGAGUCGCCAAACUAUUCCACGACGAUCUGACACUCGACAACCUGACUCGACCGCAACUCGUUUCCAUCUGCCGAUACAUGAACAUCAAUACAUGGGGUACAGACAAUUUCCUCAAGCUCAACAUUCGAAACAAGUUGGAGAAAGUCCGAGUCGAUGAUAUGAUGAUCUUCGCCGAAGGUGUCGAUUCUCUGUCUACGAAAGAGCUCCAAUCUGCCAGUCAGUCUCGUGGAAUUCGAAUCACCGGAGUUUCCCCCGCCCGACUGAGAGAAGAGUUGGACCAAUGGAUUGAUUUUCACUACAACCACGGUAUCUCUGGUGUCUUGUUGAUCCUCUCGAGAGCCUUCAACUUCAACGGGGACAAGGGCGACCUAAUGAACGACCUCGUGGCUACACUGGGAUCCCUGCCAGAAAACUUGAUCGACGAAGCUGAGCUCAAUGUAUCGGGCGAGACGACCUACAAGCAGAAGCUUGAAGUCUUGCAGCAGCAACAGGAGUUGAUCGAGGAUGAAGAAGAGCAGGAAGCCGAGGAAGAAGCGGCGAAGCGCGAAAAGAAAGAGGCCGAAGCAGCCGCCAAGCUCGAAGCCGCAGCAGCACACGACUCCGAUGCAUCACACGCUGCCAAGUCCCAGACUGGAUCUGAAGAGCCAACAGCCGCUGUUCAAGAGCCCGUGGAUGCUCGUAUGACCAAGGAGCAACUCAACGAGCUGGCGGAGGCACUGUCCAUCUUGACUGCCAAGUCCUCGAUCGCGAAGGAGCGAGAUGAGUUACACGAUCUCCUGGAGGACAACUUGUUGUCCGAAGCGGAAUCUGACCAGCGAGGCGACGAGGACAAGGGAGCUGUGGCCGUCUCGAAACGCGUCAGGUCCAUGAUCAAGAAGAUUGAUGCUCAGCUCGAGAAAUACGAUGAAAAGGUUGGAUCAAGCUUGAACAUUAUCAAGACCAAUGCGAAGGGCCAGAUCACCCUUGGAGACUUGAAGCGAGCGAUGAGGGAAAUCAAACACAAACCGAGUGAUGAGGAAAUUGAGGGUCUUGGAAAGAAGCUAGAUGUGGAUUCCGACGGUCUUGUCGAACUUGACCACGUUGUCGAAUUGACUCAGGAUCGACAACUUGGACUCGGCAUGGAGGAUGAAGAGGCCAAGAAGCUGUUGACGCGUGGUGCAGAUAUCAGACACAGCAAGGAUGUCAAAGAUCUCAAACCCAAACGGGAAGACAUCAUCUCUGACGAGUAGUCUCGCUCGUCUCCGUUUACAUCGCCUAUUGCACUUGUGUCAUUCCGGACCAAUUCACAGCCUCUCCACAUCACUCCAAUGCAUCGCCUGUACGUCAACUUUGAACCUAAGCAUGAGUCACUCUUUGAGCAUGAUCUGCACGAGUCAC